Molecule: messenger RNA, 633 nt
Organism: Amaranthus tricolor (Joseph's coat)
Lineage: Eukaryota; Viridiplantae; Streptophyta; Magnoliopsida; Caryophyllales; Amaranthaceae
Product: DNA polymerase II subunit B3-1
Exons: 1
Coding region: 66-506 (146 amino acids)
Biological process (GO): regulation of DNA-templated transcription
Cellular component (GO): nucleus
Molecular function (GO): protein heterodimerization activity
Source: RefSeq, a predicted model, not a curated record
CCAUUUCAAUAGCCGAUUUCCCUCUUAAAAUCUCAAACCCUAAAAUCUCUCCACAUUACAGGAAAAUGGCGGAGGAAGAUCAGAACCCUUUGCCGGAUACGUUAAAACCCUCAAUCCCCGUCGGAAGAGUGAAAAAGAUCGUGAAAAUCGACAAAGAGAUCACCAGAAUUUCCUCUGAAGCUCUCUUCCUCAUUUCAGGAGCUACCGAGUUAUUCCUGCGAUUUCUCGGCGAAGAAUCCGCCAAAAUUGCCGCCGAAAAGAAGCGAAAAACCAUUAAGCUUGAUUAUCUUCUAAUGGCCGUCAAACAACACCAGGCAACUCGCGAUUUUUUGCUUGACUCGCUUCCCACCCCCUCGCAGCCUUCCGAUCACCCUCCUGUUGAUCCGACGGUAAAAAAGAAACCUGUUCUUGCGCAAAAUAGUCGUCGUAUUGAGAGUUUUUUCAAUAAGUCUCCGAAGACGGAUGGAUUGAGAAAUGAAGAUCCUGAUAAUGAAGAUAAGAGUUAGGGUUUUGUGGGUAUUUGUGUUGUUUUGUAUAAACUGAUGAAAUAUUGGUAUUCAUGUGUAAGUUGAUGAUGCAAAAUAUGUAGUUGGAUGAUGGAAUCGUUUUGAUUUAAUUAAUCUAUUGAGUUGU